Exserohilum turcica Et28A is the source of this 1018-nucleotide messenger RNA. RefSeq lists its product as uncharacterized. Gene Ontology annotation, biological process: dephosphorylation. The record is from RefSeq and is a predicted model, not a curated record. The coding region runs from base 1 to 885 and encodes 294 amino acids. Gene Ontology annotation, molecular function: phosphoprotein phosphatase activity. Lineage: Eukaryota; Fungi; Ascomycota; Dothideomycetes; Pleosporales; Pleosporaceae. The transcript is spliced from 4 exons.
AUGGCCGAACUGCGCACCCCGCUGAAAAGCAUAUUGAACUUUCGCGAUGUUGGCCACUUCGUCAACGAAAGUACGGGAACAAGCCACCUAAAACCCGGCUUGUUGUAUCGAAGUGCUCGCCCUGAUGAGGCUUCUUUGCAGGAUAGGCAAAGACUCGUCAAGGAAUAUCGCAUGAGCAGCAUCAUUGAUCUUCGAACAAAAACAGAGCACAUUGAGCAAGCACAAAAGCAUGGAGCGAGGAUCAGAGCUUCAGCGGCGGCGCCCCAGACCAACGACGGCGCAGCAGAGCCACUAAAGAUACCCGGCGUCGUCUAUCACGAAAUCAAUUUUAACGGAUCGGCCUUUUCGCGGAUGCUGCUUUCGAAGCUAGCUUGGAUGGAAUUGUUCAGACUCCUUGGACUCAUGAUGCUAGGGUACCGCAAAGAUGCCAUCAAGAUCAUGGCUCCGCACAUGGAGGAGAUGGGACUGGUGGGACUAGCAAAUCAGUCCCUGGAUGUCUGCACGUACGAGGUUAGACAAGUCUUCAACGUGCUUGCCAAGGAAGAGAACUGGCCACUGCUCGUGCACUGCACACAGGGCAAGGACCGAACAGGACUUGUCGUGAUGCUCAUUCUCCUGCUCCUGCACGUCGACCUGAGAGUCAUUGACGACGAUUAUCGACUGUCUGAGCCGGAGCUUGCACCCGAGAUGGAGGAGAGGCUGCAGGAAAUGGGAGCCAUUGGCCUGUCCGAGCAGUUUGCCGUGUGUCCCUCAGACCUGGUGCCGAGUGUCAACUCUCACAUAGUGGACAAGUACGGCGGCGUUGAGCAGUACCUCGAGAAAGCCGGUGUGAGCAAAGAGCAGGUCGACUUUGUGAGAAGAAAACUCUUGGCAGCCGAGUCGUGAUUAUUUCUCCCUUGGUCAUGUACAUACGAUGGGCUUGGCAGUUUGGGGGUUUGCUCUUAUCAGCCCCAACUUUCUUAACCACAUGGGAAUGCUGCUAGACGCGUGUAUACUAGCGGAACACUAUCGCACCACC